Bicyclus anynana (squinting bush brown) is the source of this 624-nucleotide messenger RNA. It is a transcript of the gene Mkp, whose product is annotated as dual specificity protein phosphatase 19-like. Bases 1 to 594 code for a protein of 197 amino acids. The record is from RefSeq and is a predicted model, not a curated record. Gene Ontology annotation, molecular function: JUN kinase phosphatase activity. The transcript has a single exon. NCBI's taxonomy places the organism in Eukaryota, Metazoa, Arthropoda, Insecta, Lepidoptera, Nymphalidae. Gene Ontology annotation, cellular component: cytoplasm. Gene Ontology annotation, biological process: regulation of MAP kinase activity; protein dephosphorylation.
AUGAGUUUCUUGAAAGAACUAAAAAGGCAAAAAGACAAACUUAAAGAAACAGAAACUGUUGUAACACGUGCAGAUGGAGUGAAAUUCGUAGAAGGAACUGGAACAUUUCUCGAACCAAACGCUUACGGCUUUAUCGUAGACACUAAACCUGAUGAUGUGCCGGUUUUAAUCAGAGAUCAUAUAUAUAUAGGCUCGCAAGAUUGUGCAGUUGAUAGUGUUUUGGAAAAGUUCAAUAUAAGUUGUGUUGUUAGUUUAGGCAUAGAUGUUGAUUUAUCUAAUGUAGAACACAAGUUUGUACCAGUUUUGGAUUUGCCAGAAUCUGAUUUGACACUCGUUUUGGCUGAUUGCCUGCCCUUUAUUAGAAAUUGUGUGGAUAAAAAGUUAAAUGUUUUGGUACAUUGCAAUGCGGGAGUGUCCCGUACAUCAAUGGUCGCGAUUGCAUACUUAAUGCAAUAUGAAAGAAUGGACUUCAGUGAAGCGUACGAUUUGGUUAAGAGUAAAAGGCCGGUAAUACAGCCAAAUGCUGGAUUUAGGAAACAAUUACAAUGUUUACAGCCUGGAAAUGUGUUAAAAAGUAUGUCAAUCGAAAAAUAAAAUACUUGUCAAAGUUUAUAAUUAGUAUUA